Messenger RNA from Nicotiana tabacum (common tobacco), 1029 nucleotides. NCBI's taxonomy places the organism in Eukaryota, Viridiplantae, Streptophyta, Magnoliopsida, Solanales, Solanaceae. The record is from RefSeq and is a predicted model, not a curated record.
AUGGCAAACUCUCAGAGAAGAAACAAUCAUAUUGACAAACUCAAAGUGGGUGACGUCAUAAUUGAAGACAAAAUACGCAUCAAGGAAGAAAUCUUAGAUUAUUAUCAGAAACUAUACCAUGAGUUGGAACCUUGGAGGCCUACAACUAUCUUUGGAGGGUUGUCUUCUUUAACCACUGAGGAGAGUGAAGGGUUAGAAGCACCAUUUGAUGAACUAGAGGUUCUGGCAGCUUUGAAAGCAUGUGCCCCUGAUAAAGCACUAGGGCCUGACGGGUAUACUAUGGCUUUCUUUCAACAGUGUUGGGUUUUCAUCAAGGCAGAUAUUUUGAAUACUCUUAAUUACUAUCAUCAGCACUCUCAUAUGGUAAAAUCUUGCAAUGCCACAUUCAUUGCACUAAUACCUAAGAAGAAAGGAGCAAUAGAGUUGAGGGAUUUCAGACCUAUUAGUCUAAUAGGCAUGGUGUACAAGAUAACUGCUAAAAUUCUAGCUGAAAGACUCAAGAAGAUCAUUGGCAAACUUGUUUCAGUCAAAUACUCAGUGUUGGUUAACAGAAGUCCUGUAGGUUUCUUCUCCCCCGAAAAAGGCCUAAGGCAGGGAGACCCCCUCUCCAAUUUCCUCUUUAUACUAGCAAUGGAUGGACUCACUCAAAUGAUGGAGAAAGCCAAAGAAAUGCAAUGGAUACAAGGAUUCCAAGUAGGAAGGAACCCUGACAUUGCAGUCACUAUCUCUCAUUUGUUGUAUGCUGAUGACACCCUAGUAUUAUGUGGAGCUGAGAGUUCUCAAGUAUCAUAUCUAAACCUCACUCUACUGAUUUUUGAAUCUCUUUCUGGUUUGCACAUUAACAUGCUUAAAAGCAUCAUUUAUCUUGUCAAUGAAGUCCCUAAUCUAGAGGAGCUGGCAGACUUACUAUGUUGCAAAAUAGGCUCUCUACCUACCACCUAUCUAGGGCUGCCCCUAGGAGCAAAAUUUAAGUCAGUAGGUAUUUGGGGUGGCAUCAUUGAGAAAAUGGAAAAGAAGUUGGCAACAUGA